Messenger RNA from Staurois parvus, 323 nucleotides. NCBI's taxonomy places the organism in Eukaryota, Metazoa, Chordata, Amphibia, Anura, Ranidae. The record is from the annotation of a GenBank genome assembly.
AUGUAUGUGAAAUGGUUUGAUACAGGAAUGUUAUACUAUGUGAUUUAAGUGUAUUAUUGAAUGUCACUUUUUAAUAUUUUUACAUUUUCCACCGGUUACGUCCAAGUGCGUCGCAGGGAACGGAACCCAAAAGACGGAUGCCGGCAUUGGCCGGAGGAGAUGGCUGGGGACACUGCAGGAGGGACAUCGUGGGAGCGCAGGACAAGGUAAGUGAUCGAGGGAUCCCGGAGCAAUGCUGCAUGGUAUUCCUGAGUGUAGCUCGGGGUUACUGCUUUGCUGAAACUUUACCCCGAGCUACACUCGGGAAUACCGCCAGGGAGGUU